Molecule: messenger RNA, 1844 nt
Organism: Pyrus x bretschneideri (Chinese white pear)
Lineage: Eukaryota; Viridiplantae; Streptophyta; Magnoliopsida; Rosales; Rosaceae
Product: CDT1-like protein a, chloroplastic
Exons: 7
Coding region: 128-1684 (518 amino acids)
Biological process (GO): DNA replication checkpoint signaling; regulation of DNA-templated DNA replication initiation; DNA replication preinitiation complex assembly
Cellular component (GO): nucleus
Molecular function (GO): DNA binding; DNA polymerase binding
Source: RefSeq, a predicted model, not a curated record
GAAUCCCCCAUAAAUACCCAAAUCCCCCCAAAUUCCCCACUGCUUCUUCUUCUCCUCCUCUGUGACUACGACCCCUCAAGAUCUCACCUUUUCGAUUCCGAAUCCCGCAUUUCUCUUUAUCUCGGCAAUGAGUUCCUCGCAAACCCUCAGAUCCAGGACACCCAGAAGCCGGGAGAAGAAAGCCCUAAACCCAAAUCCCCCAGAAGUCUCAGGCAACGAGGCACUGAGCACCCAGACCCCUCAGAAGCCCGAAACACUCACCCGCCGUUCUCGAAACGCCAACUUUGCGCUCUCCAUAGGAGACAUCAAAAGGGCGGCAGCCAAAAGCGUCGGCGAGUCGACCCAGAAGCAACGGACGGACCAGAUCGAUCCUUGGGGGGAGGAAACCCCGAAGAAGACUCGUGUCAGCCGCCAGGAGAAGCUACCCGAAAAAUUUGAGAUCUUGGGUGAGUUUUUCAAUGGCUUGGACACUUCGAUUCGGUUGUUGCGGUUGAGGGGAUUAAAGCCCAGUUUCAGCAACAUUUGUCCCCAAAUCGAGUGUUUAACGGAUAGGAGGUUUACACACGGUCACUUGGCUCAGCUGAAGUUUGUUUUACCUGAGGCGAUUGAGAUAAAGAAAGUGCUUAUUAAGGAUGAGAGGACCAGUUGUCUGAAGCCGGAUCUUCAUGUCACCAUCAAUGCUGAUGCAUUGGAGAGCGAUGGCAAGUCGAAACCUGAAGGUGGUGGGAGUAUGCAUUUGAGGAAGGCAUUUCGUAAACGGCUUGCUGAUCUUUCAAAAUCCCAUCCUGAGGAUUAUAAUAUUCCAGAAGAAAUUCUCCCCCAGCCAUUUGGUCGUGCGAAGCAAGAUAUGCUAUCAGACACGGUCAAUCUUCCCUUGUCAUCAUCUCUUGGUGAAGUAUUGACUGAUGCAAAAAGCUGCCUUCAGGGUGAUGAGAUUUCAGAGCCAAAGCUCGAUACUGCUUGUGCUUCAUCGUGUGGCCAAGUGCCUGUAACUCCAACUAAAGCCAUGGACGCCAUUGAAAAUCAUGAUGAUUUGCUCACAAAAAGUGCUAGCAUUCAAUCGACUCCAGCAAAGCUUGCUUCAACUCCAGCCAGGUUGAGGGCUGAAACGCCUGCAUUGCAGCCUCCAAAGCGAUGUUAUAUGAGCCCAGAUCAUAAUUCUACUAGCUCACCGAACAAGUUGGCUACGCGUCCUCCACGCACCAGGUCUUUGAAAUUUGACACGCCUGUGAAGAAUAAAAAUGUUGAGGAUGAAUCUCCUGAUAGGAGUGAUGGAUCAAAUGAUAAUGACAUUCACGAAAUUCUUCCAGCCGAUCUUUUGCAAUCGCUUGGAGAGAAGGAGAAAAAGGCAAUAGAGGAGCGAGAUCCGGCCAUCUCCCAAGCAAAGAGGCGGCAACAGAUGAUUUCCAGCCUACCUAAGCUCUUCAACUCGAUUCAUUUUCUACUACAGUCUAUGAAUCGUUCUGUUAUCACAAAAGAGGAGCUUGUGCACAAGAUCAUUUGGACCAAUUUCGAUAUUGUUGACAGAAAGGAAGUUCAAGAGCAGCUAAACUUGUUGCUAGAGCUGGUUCCCGAUUGGAUUUCUGAAAAGAAGAUAGCAUCCGAAGCUGAUUUGCUAAUGAUCCACAUUAAUAAGAUGUCGAGCCCUGAGUCAGUACGUGCACGGCUUGAAGUGGCAAAGUGAGCCAAGAGCUAGGGUAUGCUAGGUUGUUUUGAUAAUUUAGUUGUUCAUGUAAAGGGCAUCUGAGUAGCCUAAGCAUGUAAUUAGAGUCAAGGGUUCUUCCGGUAAAGUUAUUCAACGUGAUUGUAUGAAGAUUUAUUACUAUGAUUGCCUUUUCUGCUUA